Molecule: messenger RNA, 2442 nt
Organism: Hyla sarda
Lineage: Eukaryota; Metazoa; Chordata; Amphibia; Anura; Hylidae
Gene: SLC18A3
Product: solute carrier family 18 member A3
Exons: 2
Coding region: 522-2099 (525 amino acids)
Biological process (GO): xenobiotic transport; chemical synaptic transmission; transmembrane transport
Cellular component (GO): AP-2 adaptor complex; AP-1 adaptor complex; terminal bouton
Molecular function (GO): acetylcholine transmembrane transporter activity; xenobiotic transmembrane transporter activity
Source: RefSeq, a predicted model, not a curated record
AAGGUUCUUCCAUGUGUUAAAUUAGCAUAAGGAGACGCUGCUCCCAAAGUAGCCACUUGGGGGCCAAAGCUAACUGUGCGUCACAGCCUUCAGUGGAAAGAAAGUAGAGGAAUCAAGAAGCAUGCAACUCAAUUUGUGCCAAUGGCAUCACAAAGGGAAGGAUGGAUGCUGCUUGGGUGAGGUGGCUACCCCUCCAAUGGUUCAAUCACAUCAAGCUAUGGAGCUGAAAUCAAGAAGCAGCCACCAGCACUAAUUAAGAUCUUCUCCUGUAUGGAGGAGGCUGCGCUCACUCUGCUCACUUACUCAGCAUUCACUAUCUACUGCGAGGAUGCAUCUCCUGGACUGCAACUGAUUUACAAGCAAACCACAAACACUCUAGAGUGAUGCCCUGUUGAUGGCCCAUCUGAUCUCCUGAAUGCUACCUCUAGGAUCCAAGCUGCUCUCCUGUGACUUGUUUUUCUAAGUGUGAAAAUACUGCCUGGAUUCUCCCUUGCUUGAGCUUUACCAGUGAGGGUUAAAAAAUGGCUUCAGAGAAUACACCAGGGACAGCCAAGUCCGCGGUAGAGAAACUAUCCAAUGCCAUGGGUGAAAGAACUAAACAAAUUGGCUCAGCCAUAAAAGAAGCCCACCACCUGAGAAGACUGAUCUUGUUCAUUGUUUGUGUGGCACUUUUUCUUGAUAAUAUGCUUUACAUGGUGAUAGUACCAAUCAUUCCAGACUAUAUACAAAGUAUGAGACUGAAUAGUGAAAAACAUAUUAAAGAAAUAAAUUCUAGUUCAUCUUACUCAAAUAAAUCGAUCAUCAGACCUGUGUACCCAACAGAAAAUGAAGACAUUAAAAUAGGAGUCUUGUUUGCCUCCAAAGCUAUCUUGCAGCUGCUUGUCAACCCGCUGAGUGGCACCUUUAUUGACAGAGUUGGCUAUGACAUCCCUCUGUUCAUUGGACUUAUUGUUAUGUUCUUUUCCACUGUUAUAUUUGCUUUUGCAGAGAAUUAUGCUACGCUCUUUGUAGCAAGAAGCCUACAAGGUUUGGGCUCUGCCUUUGCAGACACUUCUGGGAUCGCUAUGAUCGCAGACAAGUACACUGAGGAAGCAGAGCGAAGCAAAGCCUUGGGCAUAGCCUUAGCAUUUAUCUCAUUUGGGAGUUUGGUUGCACCCCCAUUCGGAGGCAUAUUAUACCAGUUUGUGGGUAAAAGAGUACCAUUUCUUAUUCUAGCUUGCAUUUCUCUCAUUGAUGGUAUACUCUUAUUAAUAUUCAUAAAACCCUUUGCUAAUCGGACUAGAGAAAACAUGCCAGUGGGCACACCCAUUCACAGACUGAUGAUUGACCCAUAUAUUGCAGUUGUAGCUGGGGCACUAACCACCUGCAACAUUCCUUUGGCAUUUUUGGAGCCCACAAUAGCAAAUUGGAUGAAAACAACUAUGGGAGCCUCUGAGUGGCAAAUGGGUCUUACUUGGCUGCCAGCUUUUUUUCCUCAUAUCCUAGGUGUUUAUAUCACAGUAAAGCUUGCAGCCAAUUACCCCCAAUAUCAAUGGUUUUAUGGUGCUAUAGGAAUGGUUAUCAUUGGUGCCAGUUCAUGCACAGUACCAGCCUGUAAAAAUUUUGAGCAGCUUAUUAUCCCCUUGUGUGGUUUAUGCUUUGGUAUUGCCUUGGUAGACACUGCGCUAUUGCCCACUCUUGCCUUACUAGUAGAUCUCCGCCAUGUCUCUGUGUAUGGAAGUGUCUACGCUAUAGCAGAUAUAUCCUACUCUGUGGCUUAUGCUCUAGGACCUAUAGUUGCUAGCCAGAUUGUGCAUACUAUGGGUUUCACUCAGCUUAACCUUGGUAUGGGGCUUGCCAAUGUACUAUAUGCUCCAGCCCUUUUGUUCCUCCGAAAUGUGUGCCAAAUGAAACCAUCCCAUUCAGAGAGAAACAUCCUUCUUGACGAGGAACCUAAAGGCUUGUAUGAUACCAUUAAAAUGGAAGAGCGCAGGGCUAAGUCCCACAAGGGCUUACGUAAAGGUGAACAUAUUCAGGACAACAAUAUGGACAAUUUCAACGUAGCCCAAACAGGUAAAUACAUGUCUGAUGAAGAAUCCUCUGAGUAUGAGUACAGCUAGACAAAAUGUUAUACAAACAGUAAGAAGGACAACAAGAAUCAGCCAUAGGUUUAUGCACCAACAUGCAAUUCAUACCUUUUCAUUUUCACAAUGUCACCAUGCUUUUUGUAAAAUGUUUUUAAUGUCACUUUCUUUUACUUUUGAAACCAUCAUUAUUUCAAAGUCAUAAUAGGUAGUAAUGUAUACCUCUACAAAAGAAAACUAGGUGCAGUAUUGUGGAACUGUUUAACUCUAUUCUUAAAGCCAACUCUGUGUGAAAUAUUGUAUAUCUGUACAAAAAAGAUAAAUUAUAUGAAAUAUACUGUGGCAUAUUCAGGGAAAUAAAGUUGCUAAAUAUUGUAAA